UCAGGUACAGUUAGCCAGUAGCCUACAGACUGGGACUUGACAAACAAACAGUGGACCUCCUGUCUCCACUCGAGAUUUCAUUAGCAGAAGAUAAAGCUAAUAUUCAAAGGUGGCGAAUUGUUUAGGAUUAUAACCAGGAAGUGCUUGCUGUUUUCUAUCAACGCACUUUAAGACCUGCCCGCUUGCAUGGAGGACAACGGGCUUGGAUUUAAGGACUGGCGAGACAUUAUGUGGAAGAGGAGACAAUAAAGUGGAGCUUAUUUAGCGCCCCUCCGGGUUCCGGACUUCAUCCGUAGCAGUUAGAUGCGUCUGUACCCUGAUCUGUGACAAUGACAAUGAAAGGCUUGUCGAGUAGCCGGAGACACCAUCACACAGUGACCUGUGACCCCUCCUAUGACUCCAUGACCCUGGGGCGCCAAGCCCGGCCCUACCUGCUGAACCCAGGCGAUGCCCACCCGGCGGACCACCCUUACUAUGCCCAGCGAAGCUCCUUCCAGUCUGAGUGCGGGCCCUACCCUGACCUGGCUAGCAGCACCUUCCCCCGAAGACAAUACAGCUCCCACCAUGAACUGAAGGAUGAGUGUGCUGUGGUGCCUUACACCGGAGGCCAAGGGGGAAGCAUUAAGGGGGGCGGUGGUGGUGGAGGAGUCGGAGGCAGCAACAACCGAAUUCCACCGAAUCUUCUGGAGCAGUUUGAGCGGCAGGCACCGGUGCGGCACGACGGCUACCACACGCUGCAGUACAAGCGCACAGCGGUGGAGCACCAGCGCAGCGACAGCCCCGGAAGGAUCCGCCAUCUUGUCCACUCGGUCCAGAAACUCUUCACCAAGUCCCACUCCCUGGAGGGCCCAUCGGGGGGCAGGGUGAACGGGGGAAAGGCCAGCCCCGACGACCCGCCCUCCAACUCGGGCACCCUGAAGCACAGCAGCAAGCGCAGCAAGAGCAAAGACCGCAGUAGGUCGGAGCCCAAGAUGCGCUCGGCCAUCUCAGGCUACUGGAGCUCGGACGACACCCUGGACCGCGAGAUGUGCCUGUACCAUCACCACAGCCCCAGCCCGGGAGGCAUGCCCUCUGGGGUGAUGACCAUGGGCCGCCACCCAGAGAAGUCCCAGUCACAGUACUUCAUGGAGCAGUACAACACCAUCAGCGCCCACUCGCUGAAGACGUCGCGGAGCAACAAUGACGUCAAGUGUUCCACGUGCGCCGGGUUGCCGGGAUUGGGCAUGGGCAUGGACGGAACUGGCCAGCUUCUGAAGAAGAGCUCUUGGUCAUCCACGCUGACGGUCAGCAGGGCAAGGGAGGUCUACCAGAAGGCAUCGGUCAACCUGGACAAAGCCCUUGUCAAGGCUGAGACCUGCCAGCAGGGGGGCCGCCCAACCUUUCAAUUCCUCCAGGUUCCCCAGGACGAGUGGAGUGGGGGAUUCUCGCCCCUGGGGAAGGAUGAGGAGAUCCCAUGUCGGCGGAUGCGCAGCGGCAGCUACAUCAAGGCCAUGGCAGAAGAAGACAGCGGUGACUCAGACUGCAGCCCCAAGCCCUCGCCAAAGGUGCAGGCACGCCGGGCCAGCUACCUGAAGGCCACACAGCCAUCGCUCACCGAGAUGACCACCCUCAAGAUCUCCACUGACUCGCAUUCUCCCAAGCUGCAGAUCCGGAGCCACAGCUACCUGCGGGCGGUGAGUGAGGUUUCCAUCAAUAGAAGCCUGGACAGCUUGGACCCGGCAGGGCUCCUGGCCUCGCCCAAAUUCCGCUCGCGAAAUGAGAGCUACAUGAGAGCCAUGAGCACCAUCAGCCAGGUGAGCGAGGUGGAGGUAAACGGGCAGAUCGAGGCAGUGUGCGAGUCCGUUUUCAGUGAGAUGGAGUCUCAAGCGGUGGGUGCUCUGGACCUCCCCAUGUCCCAUCACUACCAGACCAGACAUCUGGCCCACCAGCAGUAG
This is a messenger RNA of Salvelinus sp. IW2-2015, 1934 nucleotides long. Its product is annotated as disks large-associated protein 1-like. Gene Ontology annotation, cellular component: glutamatergic synapse; postsynaptic specialization. Gene Ontology annotation, biological process: signaling. NCBI's taxonomy places the organism in Eukaryota, Metazoa, Chordata, Actinopteri, Salmoniformes, Salmonidae. The record is from RefSeq and is a predicted model, not a curated record. Gene Ontology annotation, molecular function: molecular adaptor activity.